UCUGCCAAGUCUGGAGAGAAGUCCGUGCCUGCUCCCGCGUGGAUCUGGCUCUCUUGACAGGCAAUGGGAAUUCCCUCCUUUCUACCCCUUUUUGCCACUGAGAGCGACUGGGCUGUUGACAAGCCCUCACAGAUUUUGAGUCACAUGCUACUGUGGACAGCUGUGCUUGCCUUGGAUCUUGUUGCUGGUGCACAUGCAGACCUCCCAAAGGCUGUCCUAAGACUUGAGCCCCCGUGGAUCCAAGUGUUCCCGGAUGACACUGUAACACUGGCGUGCCGGGGGCCCCACAACUCUGAGAACCAUUCCACUCAGUGGUUCCACGAUGGGACCCCCAUCCUGACCCAGCUCCAGCCCAGCUACACGUUUAAGGCCAAGAACAAUGACAGCGGGGCGUACCAGUGCCUGAUGGACCAGACCAGCCUAAGUGACCCUGUACAACUGAGCGUGAUUGCUGACUGGCUGCUGCUCCAGACCCCUCAACUGGUGUUCCAGGAAGGGGACACCAUCAUGUUGAGAUGCCACGGCUGGAGGAACACCCCUCUGAACAGGGUCACAUUCUACCAGAAUGGAAUAUCCAAGCGUUUUUCCCAUUUCCAAAGCAACUUCUCCAUCCCACAAGCCAACCAAAGUCACAGUGGUGAUUACUACUGCAAGGGAUAUUUGGGAAGGACGCUCCAUUCAUCAAAGACUGUGACCAUCAUUGUCCAAGCACCCAAGCCCAGCAGCUCAUCCUUUUCACCAGUGUUGACAGCUGUGAUUGCUGCCACUGGGAUUAUUGUAGCAGUCAUUGUCAUUAUCCUAGCAGCCUUGAUGUGUCUCAAGAAAAAGCGAUCUCCAGCCUCAUCAGGGCGCUGUAGGCCCUUGUCCAUCAGCUCCCCAGCUGACCCCUUCCUUUUGCCUACAGCCAAUUGCACUGAACCAGAGGAAGCUGCCAAAUCUGAGGAUAAGAAUUCAAUCACCUAUUCUCUUCUGAAGCACCCAGAGAAUCCAGAGGAAGAAACAGAGCCCAAUUACCAGAACCCAAACCACAUUUAGUCUCUCUUGUUUUGCCCUGAGAAUGGGAGAAGAGAAUCAGAGAGCAGAGAAUCUAGUGUCUCCUAGGCAAAUUACCCUUGGAGUGGUUGAGGGGACACUGUAGUCCCCAAGAAGGAGAACUCCAGAGGUACCUAUGUCAGUCCUGAAACCAACAGACAAUAUGGUCCCAGUCCCCAGUGGUUGACUGUACUGAUUGCUUCUGAAAUUCACUAUUUUCCAAUAUCAAAACUCUUGUUAUGCAUCCACACAACUGAUAAAAUUACUGUCAUUAAGAGAUUGCAACAACAGGGGAAAUGCUUAUGUGACAGGUUGUAGCAGAAUAAUUUUGUAAUUGUACACGAUUUAUAAAAUGAUAAAAUAGAAUUGUGCCAAUAUAUUAUAAGUGAUUGUUUCAGGGCAAUAGAAUUAUCAGGGACUUUUAUUUUUCUUGUUUUCU
Molecule: messenger RNA, 1471 nt
Organism: Jaculus jaculus (lesser Egyptian jerboa)
Lineage: Eukaryota; Metazoa; Chordata; Mammalia; Rodentia; Dipodidae
Gene: Fcgr2b
Product: Fc gamma receptor IIb
Exons: 7
Coding region: 64-1035 (323 amino acids)
Biological process (GO): cell surface receptor signaling pathway
Molecular function (GO): transmembrane signaling receptor activity
Source: RefSeq, a predicted model, not a curated record